Molecule: messenger RNA, 3515 nt
Organism: Helicoverpa zea (corn earworm)
Lineage: Eukaryota; Metazoa; Arthropoda; Insecta; Lepidoptera; Noctuidae
Product: protein artichoke-like
Exons: 7
Coding region: 617-2563 (648 amino acids)
Molecular function (GO): protein binding
Source: RefSeq, a predicted model, not a curated record
CUACAAUUUUUAAGAAUGUGAAGUGCAGUUUCUGUGGAUACGAAAAUCUCCCAAGAAUCUACUUAUUUGUUGUGAAUGUUACGUGCGGAAUCCAGUAACACCCCCUAAACGCAGGGUCUCAUAAACCUUCUGUGCAAUUGUCAUCUCAAUAUUGAAAAAGUUUUCCUUUGACGAAAAAGUAGCUAUGACAUCAUCCUGUUGAUCCGGUAUUUAAUAUCAGUGUUUUUGAACUUAAAGGCGUUCGUCCUUAAUCCCUGCUUCACUGAACAUAAACAAAUACAAGUAACUCGCGUUAUCUAUUCGCCAGAAUGUCUGUUAUUCUAGUUAGCUUAGAAUAUUUCUAGCUAUACCUACCACAUAUAUGACUACUGAGUACCUAUUGUUACAAUUUUCGAUGUCUUACAAAUACCUUUCCCUAAAGGACCAGUUUCGUACUAAAGGACCAUGAAUCACAUAGAGUUCGUAUUAAUCUCCUAUCACCUUAGUGUGCGUCAUUUUCAGCAAUGUACACACACAGCGCCGAUGGCGAUAAGACAACGAUAGGGAAACUUAUCAUUCCACCGCGAUUACGAGUCGAACGCAGAUGGGCUUGUGUCAUCGUUCUUAAAAAGUAAAAAUGCGCGCCCUUUUGUUUUUGACGUUCUUUUUUUUAAUAUUCAAAAAUGGAAGUGCUCAAGACGUUUAUGAAGAAAUUAUGGAGGAAGAAGUGUUGAAACUGAUCAAGUUAUGUGAUGUUUGCACGUGCAGUGAAAUCCCAGAUAUCGAUGGGACUCAUAUAGUGUUGUAUGUUCAGUGUUCGGAGUUCGAUAGGAUAGAAAAUGUAUCAGACUUGGACAAAAUUGCAUGGCCUUUGAAUCCUAAUGGCUUGAAGAUAUCGGCCACUUUCGAUGGACUAGGACUGUCAACAUUGGGCAAGUUGCCGCCAAAUUCACAAGUGGAGACGCUACGAUUCACAAACAACGCCAUAAAAGCUUACUGGCCAGAUCCUUUUAGCGACGUUCCAAAUUUGAAAAUUCUGUCAUUCUCGCACAAUGAGCUCACCACGAUCACGCCUGACCUUUUCACUAAUAUAAACGCUUUGGAAGAUCUAGACUUAUCGUAUAAUAAGCUGUCGGAGUUCAAUCCUUUGGAUUUUAGGCACUUACGUCAUUUGAAGAAGUUGAAUUUGCAAAGUAAUAAUUUGAAGCGGAUUCCGCUGGAUGCGCUGCAGCCUAUAACAGCGCUUGAAGAUUUGGAUGUCAGCAAGAAUGGGAUAUUCGACCUCAUUCUCCAAAGGAGUGACGUUGAGAAUUUGGCGCGCUUGAAGCGGCUGAAUUUGAAUGAGAACAGAAUCAGAUCUCUCACUAAGGAUUCCUUCCCACCGAAUAAUAGUCUAGAAUUUUUAGAUUUAUCAAAUAACAUAAUAGAAAUAGUUGAAGAAGAAGCCUUCCUGACGUGCACGAAUUUAAGAGAAUUGAACCUUGCUCAGAACAACAUAACGUUGGUUUUCGCUCUACCGCCAGGGUUGCAGAUUGCCAUACUGAAAAUUAACACUUUGUUCCAUUGGCCCAAGUUCCCUACUGGGAUCAAGUAUAUCGACCUAUCUUAUAACAGACUGUCGGAUUUGUAUGACGAAAAUUCUGUUAAUUUUGAUAGUUUGGAGGUACUAAACAUCGGUGGAAAUCAAAUAAAAGAAAUGAACAUAGAAAAGAAACUACCAAGCUUAUACAGUUUAGAUUUAUCAUACAACUUGAUAGCUGAAAUACCAAAGACGAUUAGCACUCAAUAUUUUCCCAAUUUAGAAGAACUUCAUUUCGAUGGCAACCCCAUUGAGACGGUUUAUUUUAAAAAUAUAAUUGCUGUAAAGAGUUUGUAUAUGAAUGAGAUGAAGUCUCUUCGUGUUAUUGAUGAGAAGGCGUUUAGUAAUGUGGUGGGAAGAGCCGCAGAGGAAACGGAAAAUGAUAUUAGUUGUUUCUCUCUGUAUCUGUCAAGUUGUCCAUCUUUGGGGGAGAUUAAGGCGGGAGCUUUUGAUGGCACUUCAGUUUGCAUGCUGGACAUAAGCAAGAACAACCUGACUUACUUACCAAAGAGCCUGGUAGACUGGACCUCCGUGUCCGAGGGGGUGAACUUGCAGUUCAACCCGUGGAACUGCAACUGUGACAUGCAGUGGAUCGUGGAUGAGCUGCUGCCGCAGAUGUAUGCUACUAAGCAUUCUAGGUUGCUGGCUGAACUUAGAUGCGGUUCCCCCCGCGCGUUCGAAGGUCUGCGAGUGGUACAUUGGUAUAACUGGACGGAGCGAGCGAUGUGUGGGGAUGCGGCGUCUAGGAGUGGUAUUCAUGGGAAUUAUAUGCUGGAACCAUCAACAGACAACUUAGGCCCACGUGUGACGAACUUAACCUUAAUCCUAGGAGCCAGCAUCAUAGUAUCUUUACUCGUAGCAAUAGCUUUAGCCGUCUACUUAAUAAAGACGAGGAAAAAAUACCGCAUCCGCCGCGCCGCCAUGAAACGAAAGCGGCAGAGUGCUACAGACAUUACUAAUGGACAUAAAGAACAGUUUACUAACUUAAAUACUAGUAAAGUUUGAGAUUUUGUAAUUUGUUGAUGUUUUAAUGUGUGGGUGAUGCAGUGGUUAAGUUUAGUGUUCUGACUUGUUUGCGAUUGUAAAAGUGAACUGUGUGAUGGGUUGUGACGAACUCAAAAUCGUGACGAGUUUGUGGUUUAACUGGAUAUGAUGACGAACUUUUUAAGGUUUGUUUUUUUUCAAAGGUCGCUUAGAAUGCAAUGUAAAUUGCAAUGUACCUUUCUUAUUUAAAAUAGAAUUAAUACAUUAUAAUAUCACAUCGUUCGCUUGCACUAUCGUUAGCAAUUAGGACGAAUCCAAAAGUGAUUGUGUAAAAUAUCUUAAAGUUAAAAAUUCCGUUGACGGAAUAUUAAAAGUCGAUAUUUCUGGUCGAAAUAAAAAAUAGAUUCCACUAGGUAUUAUUAUUUAAAUAGUUCAUCCCAUUUAAGGACAAGUCAUUUUUAUAUUUAGGUAAGUUAAAUUGUUAACCAAAUCAUUGAACCAAAAGUAGAUUAAUCUUUAUUAUGAAUGUAUGCCUUCAUGUUGAAUAUACCUUAGUGUAAUUUUUGUUGAUCGCUAAUGAGUACUGUUGUAAAUAUUAGUAUUUUUAUACAAUAAUGUUAAAUAAGUACAGCUUUACCACAAUGUUUUUUUUACGUUUUUUGACGUAAAUGUUUGUGUUCACUUCAUCAGUUUUUAUAAAGCUUUGUUGCCACAUUACAGACAAAAUUAUGUUUUGUUAUAACACAGGCUUUUAAAUUGCUAUACGCCACGUAUGCAACAUAGUGUGUGUAUAAAUAAAUCUCAUUAACCAAGCUUCAACAACAAUACAAUUAAAACAAGAAUAUUUAAUUCAGCCAUAACUUUAUAAAUGUGAAUGCAGAAGCAGAAAAGAAUCAGAAUGUUUUAUUGUAAAAUAUUAGUUAAAUAUAUAAGUUGUACGUAUAAAGAGUUUUAAUAAAAUAUUUAUACUGAA